This is a messenger RNA of Etheostoma spectabile (orangethroat darter), 501 nucleotides long. Its product is annotated as cystatin-F. The record is from RefSeq and is a predicted model, not a curated record. Lineage: Eukaryota; Metazoa; Chordata; Actinopteri; Perciformes; Percidae. Gene Ontology annotation, cellular component: vesicle; cytoplasm. Bases 64 to 501 code for a protein of 145 amino acids. The transcript has 2 exons. Gene Ontology annotation, molecular function: cysteine-type endopeptidase inhibitor activity.
CUUGUCCACUCAGAACCGAUACCAGGACUCCUAAUAGCUACUGCAGAACAACCUGUUGCGAUCAUGCUGUUUGUCUGGGUUUGCGUUUUUGUUUCUGCUUUCACUGGCCGCUUUGUAACCGGACAAUCUCCUCUGCCUCCCGGUAGCCCACAAGAAGUCCCGGUGAACCGCACUGAUGUUUUAGAAGCGGCGCAGUUUGCUGUGGUUGAAUUCAACAAAGCCAACACAGAAGACAUGUUUAAUUACGCAAUUCUGGACAUUACAUCGGCUCAAGUUCAGGUUGUCCAAGGUUUGAACUACUUCCUGGAAAUGCUCCUGGGACGUACAACGUGCAAGACCGGCAACACUGCUGCUAUCAAAGGCAACGCUGCUGCUAGCGACUGUGAUUCCAACUCUGAAGCCAAGGCAAGUGUAAGACUUCAGGUUGUGUUUGAAACUCCGGGAGAAACACACCUUAAAGCCCAACAAAGGUUUGCCCCAGUGCAUCAAUGUCAAUGUUAA